Messenger RNA from Myxocyprinus asiaticus (Chinese sucker), 3599 nucleotides. RefSeq lists its product as uncharacterized. The coding region runs from base 334 to 1254 and encodes 306 amino acids. The transcript has 6 exons. NCBI's taxonomy places the organism in Eukaryota, Metazoa, Chordata, Actinopteri, Cypriniformes, Catostomidae. The record is from RefSeq and is a predicted model, not a curated record.
UCUUUCACAAACAGUAGUCCAUGUGCUGCGGUGAUGGAGACGGGAUCUGUUCCUCCUGUUACAUCUUGAUCAUAUUAGAUCAUCGUUAGAUCAUAUUUGACCUCAUAUCUGUCACAGCGACAGCACUUUUUGGAGAACUUACCCAUGUCAUCAUAGAGAAGAAACAUACAGUAACUAAAAUGACAGAGAAGAUUUCUUAGUUUGAGAUAUUUUCUGUUCUAUUACAGUCAUGUACUGAGAUCAGUAUUUGAAUAAAGAUGAUCUGUGCUGUGCACUUGACUCUGACUGACAGUAUAAGACACAUUCAGUAGUUGAACUGAUCAUUGGAGAGACAUGUCUCAUCAGAAACUGUAUUAUACAGCUGUAAACAGGUACAUUAAUGCAUAUAAAAUCAAAUUGUCGUUUGUUUUGUUGAUUCAGUGGGUUUUGCUCAUAGACGGUGUGUUUGGUGUUGAUGAAAUGAAGACGUCAGUGUCAGUGAUGGAGGGAGAUUCUCCUACUUUACGCACUGCUGUUACUGGAAUACAGAAUGACAAAUCCAAUUCAGUUAAAUGGUAUUUUAAUCUCAAUCUCAUAGCUCAAAUCAGUGGAGAUCUCAGUAAGUUCUGUACAGAUGUGAAGUGUGAUACUGGUCAGGAGAGAUUCAGAGACAGACUGAAGCUGAACAAUCAGACUGGAUCUCUCACCAUCAAGAACAUCAGUAUUACAGACUCUGGAGAUUAUCUACUGUGGACCAUCAUCAACAACACCAUUAAUGAGAAGACAUUCACUGUCACCGUCCAACCUGGUGUGUCUGGUGCUGAAAUGAAGAUAAAGUUGAUGAUUGAAGGAGAUUCUGUCACUCUACACACUAAUGAUACUGUAAAACAGGGAGAUGUUGUGAUGACGUGGUAUUUCAAUGACACUCGUAUAGCUGAAAUGAAUGAAGAUCCCAGUAAGAACUGUACAGAUGUGACGUGUGAUGAAGGUGCUGAGAGAUUCAGAGACAGACUGAAGAUUGACCAUCAGACUGGAGAUCUCACUAUCACAAACACCACAACUACAGACUCUGGACUUUAUCAACUAGAGAUCAGCAGCAGUAUCAGCAGCAGCUGCAGCGUAAAGAGCUUCAGUGUUAAUGUCAGCGUAUCAGAUAAACAAACUUCAGAUCCAGAUCUGUCUUCUAGUGAUAUAGCAGGAAUAUGUGUUGGUGUUGUUCUGGUUGUCGUUGUAACUGCUGGUGUGAUUUAUUAUCGCUGUAAGAUCUCAAGAUGAGGACAAAAUGGCAUCGAGAUGCAGCACAAUGUUCAGGAGGAUGGCGGAGAGAACGAGAUUCCUUUGAAUAUUUCAGGACAGGAGAGAGGACAGGAAAAGAGAGAGCGGAUACAACUGAAUGACUCGACAACAGUUUGGUCAUCUGAUGCAUCAUGAAGUGUCAUUAAUUAAUCGUGUGUUAUAUAAGUGGAGUGUGUGUAAGAAGGGGACAUGAUGUGGUAUUUAUAAAUAUACUGUAGGUAUCGAUCAGGAAUUCCGGCUGCUGUUCCGGUAUAACGUUGCUCUGAUGGAGGAUCAGUUUCCUCACCUCAAAUCCAAACCUCACUUACUAUUGUGAAAGUGAAAGCUGACUCGAGAUCAGUGCAGCUGAAUUUAUCUUCAAUAUGAGCCGGCACUGAGAUGACUGAUGAUCAUAAACUCAUCAGACUCAUGCCUUAAACUUGUGAAAAAGACUUUCUACUCUAGAUUUUAUCUUAACUUCCAAAUAUUCUCUUCUGCGCUGUGUUUGUCAGUGGGAACCGUAUAUGAUUAUGGCGUUUUGUUCAUUUAAAGCGGUUCAACAGUUUAAUUUUACUGCUGCUGGAAAGAUUUGGUGCUUAAUAGAAACAAAAAGCUCAUACAGACUUUCUCUAGUCUUGAGUUGAUUAAUUAUCAGAGUACUGGAAUCUGAUUCUCUGUGUAAAGAAAAGCUAUACGUAUAUAUAUAUAUAUAUAUAUAUAUAUAUAUAUAUAUAUAUAUAUAUAUAUAUAUAUAUAUAUAUUGUCUUAUUGUAUAUUUUUUGUAUAUAGUUAUAUUUUUAUGCACUUUAUUUUUAUACUAUUUUUUAUUAUUAUCUCUGUCUUGUUGUUGUAUUGUUUGUAAGUUUCUGUCAGCAAGACAAAUUGCUUGUAUGUGUGUAAGCACACUUGGCAAUAAAUCUCAUUCUGAUUCUGAUUAAAAUUGUUUAUUUUCUUGUUAAACUUGAUACACAUUUUUACCUUUAAUCAUAUGGUAAAAUCAUACUUUUUACAUCUAAAAAAACUGCAUGUAUUAUCUUGUUAAUUUUUUAGUUUUUACUGUAUUUGUUACGGUAAUUAACAAAUAGGCCAUUAGAGGUAAUGUGAAUAAGGAGACUCUGGGUUGUCUUAGACCUGAUGUUGCAAUUAAUGGAGUUAAUAUUACAGAUAGGAGAUGGAAUAAUUACUUUAUUAAGAAUUUACUAACAGAAUAUAGCCCCAUAUCUUCUAAAACAUUUUGGUCAUCGAGAUUUGAGUGCACUGAGUGGAAAUACGCAUGGUUGUUGCCUAAAAAAUAUUGUAUAAUAAGGCGAGAGAAGUACAUUUAAAAUAUUUCAUCUGGUGUAUCCUGUUAAAGCACUUUUCCGAAGAUUUUGUACUGAUUUAGAUACCAAAUGUGAUUUUUGUGGGUUGGAGAAAGAGAAUGUUGUCCAGUGCAUUUAUAGCAGAAUAUUUCGGGUCGAUUUGGAAGGCCUUCUCUGUAAAUCUUUAGGUAUGAAAGUUAAUCUUUCUGAAAAAUAUGUAUUUUUUUUUAUUUUGAUAGAUUACUACCAAAUGUGGCCUUUUAUUGUCAAUCUUUGUCCGAUUAUGGGGAAAUAUUUUAUGCAUAAACAACAAUGGGCUAAAGGAAAACCCAACUUUUUAUUAAGGUAGAAAUGAAACAUUAUAUUGAGUUACUGCUUAGUUUGAAAAAUAGUAAAGUAAAACGCACUAGAUAUCUAUGUGAAGAUUAAGUUAUUUGUAUGAUGAUCUCAUACCAGUUUUUAUUUAUUAAUUUUUUCGUUAUAUAUUUGUUCAACAAAUUGUUAUAUUUUGAUAUGCAAGUGAUUAUUGUGUUGUUUAUUGAUUAUAAUAUGACUGUUAUUAAAAAAAUAAAAGAUCAGUGUGUCCAAAGCGCUCAGUUUUCAGAUCCGGGUUUCAUGUCUGGUCACUCACCAUUUUGAUUAAUCAGAUGACUUUUAUUUUCAUUUGUUCAGAACAUCGGAUGAAAAUGAAGUUCUUCUUUUAUUUGCUCACUGUGUGUUUUUUGCUUGAUGAUGGUAAAACAUUGUUACAUUCUUCCUAUUAAUGAUAAAACAUUCACAAAGUGACACAGCUUCAUAUAAUGACCCCAAAUGUGUUCGUCUAAAUGAACAAAACGCCAUAAUCAUAUACGGUUCCCACCGACAAACACAGCGCAGAAGAGAAUAUUUGGAAGUUAAGAUAAAAUCUAGAGUAGAAAGUCUUCUUCACAAGUUUAAGGGAUGAGUCUGAUGAGUUUAUGAUCAUCAGUCAUCUCAGUGCCGGCUCAUAUUGAAGAUAAAUUCAGCUGCACUGAUCUCGAGUCAGCUUUCACUUUCAUAAUAGUA